Messenger RNA from Onychostoma macrolepis, 1837 nucleotides. It is a transcript of the gene fam169b, whose product is annotated as family with sequence similarity 169 member B. The coding region runs from base 418 to 1434 and encodes 338 amino acids. The record is from RefSeq and is a predicted model, not a curated record. The transcript has 9 exons. NCBI's taxonomy places the organism in Eukaryota, Metazoa, Chordata, Actinopteri, Cypriniformes, Cyprinidae.
UUUCUUUUUUUAUAGAUUAAACCAAGUAUUGAAGGUGACACUUAUUAGAAUUAUAAUGAAGAAAGGUAGGUAUAAUAAGCUAAGACUUUAGCCUUAAUGUUAAUGUGUAUAAUUAUCUAUAUUUAUUAUACAGAUUAAAAAAAAAUGUGUAUGAGGACCGAAAUAAAUGCUGAUGAUGAUGAUACAUUAAUAUGACACUAUAUGCAAGUUGCAUAUAUGCCAGGCUAAAAUGCAACACUGAACUUUAUACAUUAUGUAAUAGGAGGUGUUUGCUCAGUCUAUGUAGACUGUACGCGAAGACCUGAAGACCCCCGGGCUGUUAAAAUAUUUAUGAAUUAAUUUCUCUUCUUCAUACUUUAUAGUCACUAGAUGGCGCACGUUUGUUGAGAAACAUUCAAAGGUCGAACAACUAUCAAAAUGGAAUCCAAGUCUAAACUGGAGAGUAGUUUAAAAGUGAAACCUUAUCCAGUGGAUCUACCUGUGCUGCAUUAUGGCGAGUUGAGCACAGGAUAUGACGAAUACCUGUCCAGUGUCAAGUCAGAUGGUGCUGUCCCUAUCACCCUUCCACAUGGAGAGAAAGUGGAAGUAACUUGUGAGAACAUUGGUCGACUUGCGUUUCUGAGAGAUGGUGAUUUAUCACAUUUCAUUCUUGCUCUCCACACACCUGAGGAUGAAACCAAAGUGGUUGCUCUGUACUUGCUAGGCAAGUGGUGGCCUGUUGGUGAUGUUUUGAAGACAUCAAACAAAUCAAGAUGUGGACUUUUAUUAGUGGAAUCCGUGAUGGAGAGAGUUGUGCUCUUCCUGCUCAGUCAAGUUAUAUUUGGAAUUCUGGAAAGGUCUCUCGAAGAAGGCCUAUAUUUUUCGGCCUAUUCCUUGUGGGAACAUGGCAAAAUUCUCUGGCAAAAUGGAGAAGCAGUAGGGUUUUACACCAUCAAAAAAAAAGGCAGCUUGUGUGACGGCUGCACUGGCCAGAGUUAUCAGCUCCCUGUGCUGGACACAGUGUUUGUUCGCUCUCACUGGAGAAGGACUGGGCUCGCUUUACAGAUGCUGGAGGAUUUCUGCUCCUCUCAACCCUCUGAGGCGAUUCUGGGAAUUAGCUUUCCUAUGUCACCUGGCAUGUAUGGAGUUUGCAAAAAGUAUCUCGAGAUCCACAAAGAAGAAAGAGAGCGUCUCUAUGAAGUGGAAGCUCCGGGUGGAUGGGCUCAGAGACGAAAUGUGUGGUUAAAUAUCCAGCUGCGGGACUUUCCAAAACACUGUGGAAAUUCAGAGCAGAGUCCACGAUGCUCAUAUAGUCACAAAAGAUGUGAAGCUGAUUUGGAGGAAGAGGGGAUCCUUCGACGAUGUGAAUCAUCAGUCAGUCUCAAAGACUCGGGAAAGAAGCGACCAGCGGAUCAGACUGACGCAGGCACUAACUUUAAAAAAGCCAGGACUUAACAUUCAGUUAUUUAAUGUUUCAUGAAAUAUCUCUGACAGGCAGUUUCCUUUCAAGCCAUAACAGAGAGCCUAAAUAUUCAAGAUGGAAUUCUGUAUGGUCAUGUGUUAAAAUAUGUAGAUGUUGGUAAUAAGUAUCUAUCUGAGAUUUGCCCUCUGGGUAACAGUCUCAGGUAUUGUCAUUCUAUAAAGCUUACCAUAACAUUUAAUGCUGAUUGCCAAAUGGUAAUCAGACUGUCAUGCCAUCUGUAUCUGGAUAACAGAAAUGAAGAGUUUCAUUGUCUUGUUAUAGCCAUAUAGCGGCUAAUAAUCUGUAAUUUUGGCCACAUUUAAUUGAUUAUAUAAAGAAUAUGCAGCUAGACUAGAUCAAAUCUCUCUCAAAAAAAUAAAUAUAUGAUAUGCUUUA